Molecule: messenger RNA, 2923 nt
Organism: Prinia subflava (tawny-flanked prinia)
Lineage: Eukaryota; Metazoa; Chordata; Aves; Passeriformes; Cisticolidae
Gene: CKAP2
Product: cytoskeleton associated protein 2
Exons: 9
Coding region: 1-2286 (761 amino acids)
Biological process (GO): negative regulation of microtubule depolymerization
Cellular component (GO): microtubule cytoskeleton
Source: RefSeq, a predicted model, not a curated record
AUGGCUGCCCGUACCCUCCCGCACCGGGCCGCGGCCGCUGGGUGUGCGGGCACCGUGUGCGGCUGCCCGGCGCCCUCUAGCGGCGGCCCGGGGAGCGGCCGCCAUGUUCUCCCGCGGGGAGCGGCGGGAGGGCAGCGCCGCCCGCCAUUGGCCAGUUCAAGCCCCGCGGCCGGGCCAAUCGCGGCGGCGCCCGGCCAUUCAAACGCUCGGUGCGCGGCAGCCAUGGCAGCGCGCGCGGCUCCACAGCUCCCGGCCAGCCGCAGGUCCGAGCCAGCAUUCCGCGAACAAAGACGACAAAAAGUCGAAGAAUAUCUAUCAAGAAAGAAGACUUUUUCGGCUGUGCCCAUUCAAGGAGACCAGACGUCGAUCAGUAGCAGAACUAGGAGAGCGACUACCAGUAAACUGCAAAACAAGUUACAGCGCUCAACAUCUCCCAAGCCAGAAAUGGAAAAUAAAGAGGAUGCUGAUAAAGUGUCAUGGGACCAAUCAAUUGUAAACUCAGAAGCAAAUGUUACUUUAAACUCUCCUACAAUCUCACUGACAAGUUACAUAUCAGGGUCAAACUAUAAUCUUGAAAAUCAAGCUCCAAAUAAUAAAGUCAUUGGUUUAAAACCUCAGCAUGUAUCACUUAGCAAGGCCAUCUUGGAAUUAAAAAGAAUUAAAGAGAAGCAUUUGACAGCAGAAAAACAAAAUUCAAGUAUCAUUGUACCAAAGAAACCAGCUCUUGGCAGAUAUCGUGGCAAGGUUAUUCAAUCCAAGAUAAAUUCUUUCUGGAAAGCAGUUAAAACAGAGGAGGAGAAGAAUUCGUUGACAGAGAAGAAGACUUUUCCUUCUGCCACCAAACAAGCAGCAAAUUCUUUGUCCACGAAAAGCUGUAAUGCUGUUCUGAAGACCAUCAAAGUUGCAAACAACCCUAAGUCUGUGAAAUCAAAUGGUGUCCUGCCAUUUCCCAGCAAACCAUCUGACAAAGCUGUUACUAUCUCCCAGUCUGGGCUGAAGAAACAGCUGACAUUUGCUGUGCCACCAAAGAAAGCAACAGUCCCAAAAGUGAUUGGUGGAAGGGGACCACAGCCACUGAAGGUUUCGAGUAAAGUGCGAGGUGUAAAGAAAUGUGCGGAUUUUUGUGAAGAUGCACGACCAGAAGCUCCAGCAAAACCAACUUCUGUUGCUCCUGGUACAAAAUCUGCACAGAAUUCUAAAACAGAUGGCAACAGAAAAUCUAUUCUGCCAAAAGAGUCAGCAGAAGAGAGACGAGCUCGCCUAGAUGAAUGGAGGGCAUCUAGAGGAAAAGUGAUGAGACGACCUCCUAUACAUGCACUUCUGGGACCCCAGUCUAAAAGUGAUGAAGAGUUCUCUGCUGCUGAUACAGAAAAGGUUAACAAGACUCUGAGUGAAUGCCUGCAGUUAACAGAACAGGAACAUCAAGGGGAUGAAGUCCAGGUCAUGUUGGAAGAUCUGAUACACAGCGUUCCUGGGGUUAAAAAGCUUGCAAAAUACUGGAUCUGCUGUAUGCGUCUUGAACAUAGGGGCCAUCUUGAAAAGCUUAUUGCUGUCUAUGAGAAGGCCAUUUUGGCAGGAGCAAUGCCCAGAGAGGAAUUGCGAGACACACUAAUAGAUAUAAUCAAAAAUACUGAAGGGCUUUUUAACUCUGAUAAUGGGGGAACUGUGAUAGAAGCUCAUUUAAGUGAAGUAGUGGAAGUUAGCAAGGAACCAAAUUUGUCUGUAGAGCAAACUCAGGAAACCUUUAAAGAUCUCUGCCCUGAUGAUGACCAAAAAGAAGAGAGUGAUAAUAAGAAGGCAGAGACAAGCAGUGAAGUUAUCAAAAAAGAAGAAAUUGAUUUAGACUUAAAACCAAAAGGAGAGAUCUUGCCAAAAAAGAAUAAAAAGCACAAGGCGAAAGAACGGGCAAAAAAGAGAGGAAAAUGCGAAAAAGAACAGAACGAAGAUGGGAUAAAAAAUACAUCCCAAGCAAUUAAUUCUCCUGAGAAGGAGAAUGACACAUCUUACUCAAUGAGAUGCAACCCUCCUACCACACCAUAUUUGGACAGUGUGAAGAUGCAUCCUGAGGCAAAUGACUGCAGUGCUAAAGACCUGAAAAUUGUAACUCCUUUGCGAUAUUCUCAACGCAUUCGGGAGAAGAUGUGCAAGCUGCCUGAUGCUGUUAAAGAGCAAGAUCCAUGUGUCUCUUCACUUGAGCAGCUGGGAGACUUGGAAUCAAAAGUCACUGUGUUGAUCCACAGGCAGAGCAGUGCUCUCCAAGAAACAAGUUCUGACACGGAAGAGUAAAAGUAGUGCUACUGCUGGGGGGGGUGUUAAAGAUUUGAUACUUUUUAGGGAGAAUUGAAGGGUACUUGUUUUAUGCAGCUUUGAGAAAGGAGCUGUCUAAAAUUUUUGUGGACUGCCUGAGUCACUAAAUAAACUUCUAAAGUUUCUGCCUUUUCAAAAUUGUAACAAAUCUGCCCUGGUUUUAAGGACUAGACUAAGCACUGUUGUCUUUAUGUUGACUAUUUCAUUAAUUUUUCAGUUGAGGACCAGGUAUAACACUUUAUGUUAGUAUUUGAUAGUAGUAUAUUGCUAAUACCUACUGUUUUCUUGUUGCAAUUUCUAUUAAUUCCUGAGAAACACACAAUCUUUCAGCUUAAUAAAACAAAGUAAUGUAGGCGUUUCAGUAAUGCAAUGUCUACUCUGACAAGAUUUAGCUUUGAAAACUGAAGCCAGCUAAUAAGGUAUGUGCUGAAUUUAAACUGCUGUAUCUACUUUUAGGGCUGCUUCAACAAGACAGAGUGUAAUGUCUAUAGUUACUGAGAUUUGUUCAUUAUCAAGUAAUCCUAGAUGAGGUCUGAUACACUACUUACUAUGUGACAGUUUUUAUGCUGGUUUGUAUUAGUCUGUACUAUGGUAUACUUAUUAAACUCAUCAGUUU